AUGUCGUCGAUACGGAAAGCAGCUCCACGGCGCACACAUAGAGAAAGAGCACAGCCAUCUGCUCGUUCAAAUCUUGGUCUUCUUGAGAAACACAAGGAUUAUGUCAAGCGAGCCAAGGACUUUCAUAAAAAAGAAAAAGCUCUCAAAAUAUUAAAAGAAAAAGCUACAUUUCGAAACCCUGAUGAAUUCUAUUUUGGCAUGGUCAAUGCUAAAACCAAUAAAGGUGUCCAUACAUUGCAGCGUACCGAAACGUUUGAUCAUGAACUCAAAUCACUUAUGAAAACUCAAGAUCAAAACUAUAUCAAUUAUCAGCGAAGUAUUAAUCUCAAGAAAAUCAAAAGACUUCAAGAAGAUAUCCAUUUUGUUGAAGAAGACAAGGAGGAAUCUGAUAAAGAAGAUUCAGAAGAUAAUGAGAAAAACAGCAUGAGCGACUUUGACGAGCCAGAGCCUGUGCAACCAACCAAAAAACUGCGAAAAUCUGGUCCAUCUCAUACUAUCUUUGUCGAUGAUAAAGCACAAGCAAAGUCGUUUGAUUCAGUAAGCUAUUUUGAAACCGUGCCCGAAUUAGUCAACAAGCCUUUCAAUAGACUUCGGAAAUCUACUUUAGAAAAAGUGGAAAUUCCAUCAAUAACUCCCGAGGAUGCAGCAUAUAUUGCCAAGCAAAAGGAUGCAGCAGCAGCAGAAUUAUCAACUCGCAUGCAACGAGAGGAAAGCCUGCGCAAAGUUCAACUUGAAUUGCAACUUCAAAAGAAUCUCAUGGGCAAAGGAGCUCGCAAGAAGAUUGGAGUGGACAGUCUUGGAUUACCAAAAUACAAAUGGAAGUCUUGCCGUCAAAAAUAA
Molecule: messenger RNA, 840 nt
Organism: Batrachochytrium dendrobatidis JAM81
Lineage: Eukaryota; Fungi; Chytridiomycota; Chytridiomycetes; Rhizophydiales
Product: rRNA-processing protein UTP11
Exons: 6
Coding region: 1-840 (279 amino acids)
Biological process (GO): rRNA processing
Cellular component (GO): small-subunit processome; nucleolus
Source: RefSeq, a predicted model, not a curated record